UAAUUCACACAAUCACCAAUACAACACUUAUAUUAUUUAUUUUUUUAAGGAAAAAAUUCCUCUUGUUUCAAGUUUUUGCAAGUUGAUACUAAUGGAACUAUCAAAAUAUGUUCUAGUUGUAUUAUUUUUAGCAAUAACAUGUUUGUGUCAAUUUUCAUGGGCAGGAAAUCUUGAUUACGAAGAGGCUGUGAGAGGUCAAUGUGGUUACACAAGAUAUCCAACAUUGUGUGGCCAGACUUUGUCACAAUUAGGGUCAAAGGAUCGAAAUGUCGAUUUUUUGACUCUACUUGUUAACGAGACCAUCUCACAAGUCAAGAUGCCGGAGCUCGUUUCCUUGGCCACUACUUCUAUCUCGGCCGACUCUCAACUCAUCCAAACUGCCAUGGAUUACUGCCACGAACUAAUGGAGAUGUCUCUAAAACGACUAAACCAAGCGAUGGAAGCAAUAAAAAAAUCUCCAAAAACCGAAAAAUCCGACAUCCAAACAUGGCUCAGCGCAGCCCUAACAUUCCAAGAAACAUGCCGAGACGAGAUCAAAGAUCAUGCGACGACAGACUCGUACACGGCCGAGAUUUACAACAAAAUCGACCAUCUCUCCAAACUGGCCAGCAACUCCCUCGCCCUAGCCAACCGCAUCGCAGCGCAGCCGGCAGGUAGGAGGCUCCUCCUCCAAGCGGGAGAUUUUCCGGCUUGGGUGUCGCCCGCCAACAGGAAGCUGCUGCAGAGUAGUGCCGGGGCGGUGAGGGCGGAUGCUGUGGUGGCGAAGGACGGGAGUGGGAAUUUCAAGAGCGUGGGCGAGGCGAUCAACGCGGCCUCAGGAGGCCGUUUCGUGAUAUAUGUGAAGGCAGGGACUUAUAAUGAGAAAAUCACUAUUAGUAAAGACGGGAUCACGUUGAUCGGGGAUGGAAAAUACGCUACCAUCAUUAGUGCCGGGAGUAGCGUCGCCAAGGGCUCUUCGCUCAAGGGCUCCGCUACUUUCACUGUCCGUGGGGACGGAUUCAUAGCCCGCGACAUCGGGUUUGAGAACACGGCCGGGGCAGAGGGCCACCAGGCGGUGGCCCUGAACAUCGCCUCUGACCGAUCCGUCCUCUACCGGUGCAGCGUCGCGGGCUACCAGGACACCCUGUACGCGCACUCCCUGCGCCAGUUCUACAGGGAGUGCGACGUCCACGGCACCAUUGACUACAUCUUCGGCAACGCGGCGGCCGUGCUGCAGAGCUGCAACCUCGUGUUCCGCAGCCCGAGAAGCGGGGCCUCCUUCAGCACUAUACUCGCCAACGGCCGCACCGACCCAGGCCAGAACACGGGGUUCUCGGUGCAGAACUCGAGGAUCACGGUGGGGUCGGACUUCUCCUCCUCGGGGAAAAAGUCCUUCGCGCUGUACCUCGGGCGGCCAUGGAAGGCGUAUUCGAGGGCCGUGGUGAUGCAGAGCAACAUCGCCGGGCAGGUGUCGCCGCGGGGGUGGGUGGAGUGGGAGGGGUCGAGUGGGUCCACUUACAAGACGUUGUAUUUUGCGGAGUAUGGGAAUAUGGGGGCCGGCGCGGCCACCUCCGGCAGGGUGGGAUGGCCGGGGUUUCAUGUUAUGGCCACGCCAGAAGCUAGCAAGUUUACGGUUGCUAGCUUCAUCGGCGGGACUUCUUGGCUGCCAUCGGCCGGCGUGCCAUUCGACGCCGGCCUUUGAAUGUGUGUGUGUGAGCAGGAAAACAUUUUUGAAAAAGUGAAAUCGAAAAUGUUCUACUGCGAAAUAAAAUUAAAAUAAAAACAAAUAAGUACGUAUUGAUUUGAACUGCGUGGGAUUGAUUUGUGUAUGUACUAUUGUAAAUGGAUGUUUUCUGUAAUUUUUACUCAAGAUUAUGAUUAAUCUUGGUAAUUAGUUACUAGUAUUAACUUAAAUUUGUAAUUUAAA
Salvia splendens (bonfire salvia) is the source of this 1906-nucleotide messenger RNA. RefSeq names its product pectinesterase. The record is from RefSeq and is a predicted model, not a curated record. Bases 92 to 1681 code for a protein of 529 amino acids. Gene Ontology annotation, biological process: cell wall modification. Gene Ontology annotation, molecular function: pectinesterase activity; enzyme inhibitor activity. The transcript has 3 exons. NCBI's taxonomy places the organism in Eukaryota, Viridiplantae, Streptophyta, Magnoliopsida, Lamiales, Lamiaceae.